AUGCCCAUGAGCACAAAGUUUCGAAGUUCCGACAGUCACACUGAUGGAGCUCUUGUCCGUGACAAUUGUGACUCAAGCUCGCCGUCGUGCGCCCGCACGCCCGCGCGAGCGCGCGCGAGAGCUGGUCACAACGCCGACGCAGAGAAGCGCGCCGUGCCCAUGGCGUUCCCCGGGCGACCUCGGCGGCUCACCUUGCUGGCCGCGGCGCUGCUCCUCUGCCCGCCCGCGCGCGCGCGCGCCGCGCAGGGAGGGCGCGGGAGCGCCCUGGUGCGCAGGGAGGUGCUCGCCGUGGACUCGCGGGGCCAGCUGUCCGGCGGCGCCGCACAGGGCGGGACGACCGCGGGCUUGGAGGAGAAGCAGGCCGAACCGGACAGGCGGGCGGCCUACCGCGAGCGCUUCGUCGAGAUCGGGCGCGAGGCAGAAGAGUGGGCCGACCUCCAGGCCACAGCGGGGGCCCUCGGCGGGAGCAUGCAGAGGGCCGGCGGCGAGGAGGGUGCCGGCAACGAGGAGGGCCCGCCCUCGAGGCCAAGGCCCAGGUGCAGUCGGGGUUGA
Messenger RNA from Prorocentrum cordatum, 552 nucleotides. The record is from the annotation of a GenBank genome assembly. Lineage: Eukaryota; Dinophyceae; Prorocentrales; Prorocentraceae.